Molecule: messenger RNA, 1046 nt
Organism: Anopheles merus
Lineage: Eukaryota; Metazoa; Arthropoda; Insecta; Diptera; Culicidae
Product: integral membrane protein DGCR2/IDD-like
Exons: 3
Coding region: 325-702 (125 amino acids)
Cellular component (GO): membrane
Source: RefSeq, a predicted model, not a curated record
GCUUACAUCAACUAAAGUUUAUCGGCUACAGUAGCAACAGUAAUAUCAUUGAUGUUCUUGUUAAAUUAGAGCAUACAUUUGCCCAACAUUUUAGAUGUAUUCGAAUGAAGUUUAAAAGAUUUCCAAUAUUGUGAUGUGAUUAUUAUGUAGUGAGUAUCUGAUACAAUUUUAAAGUGUUUAAUUGUGUCGAAUUGUGCAAAGAACGUGGAAAUUUCAAUAUUGGCGCACCUAUCUUUGCAGCCAUUUUAAUUUAAAAAAAAGAAAAAGAAGUGAAUUGCAAUUAAACUAUCAGAAGAACCUUAUUUUUGUGAAAUUACUUCCACAAUGAUGGCAAUGAGUGCAAAAAGAAAUAAAAAAUCUAGUUUUGAUUUACAUGAGCGCUGGCUUUGGUAUAGUAUUGUAUUGCUACUUCAUAUACCCUAUACUAUUGGUGCAUAUGGAAACGUGGUGUCGCUUCCGGGAGAGUGCCGUGAUAUGAAUGGCAAGAAAGUAGAACAAGAUGCACACUAUGUGCCUCCUGGAUCGGAUACGUGUAGAUUGUGUUUAUGUGACAAUGGUCAUCCAAAGGCAUGCAAAGCUGUGCUUUGCUCACCGCCUCAUGAUUGUAAAUCCUUUCAGAUUGGUAGUUCAUGUUGCGAAUUCAUCUGUUUAGAUGAUACAAUAGGCAACACUACGGAUAAAACCUACGACAUCGGCAUGUGACUAGUAGCUACUGGAGUGAUUGUUACAUUUUCUUUAACCUUGCUUUUCUUCAUAAUUAGUCGCUUAAGGCAUCGUAAAAGUCGUGCCCAAGAAGGUCGCGAAGCCAUCGAUGAUUCUAAUCAACGCAAUAUGGUUAACAAUGUGAGUUACAUGGGAGGUAGUAUUGGCUAUCUCGGUGGAGGAACAAUGAAUAUGGAUUAUUCGUAUGUAGACCAUGCCAUAGCUCCGCACUACCAGCUUUGGAAACCACCAGGAGCAUAUUACACGAGGGGGGAAGCUCCACCUCCUUACGAGGAAGCAAUAGCCAUCGCUCAUGCCGAGUCCUUGAGUUCGUGUACCGUCAG